AUGGCGGAAAAGAAUAAGAAUAUUCAGGAGCAGACAGCGGAGGGAAUCAUCUAUCAAAUUUAUGGUCCUGUAGUUGAUGUUAUGUUUGAGGGGGCAGGGCAACCCCUUGUAAACGAAAAACUUUCCAUAGUAGGUCCAAAUAACGAAAACUUAGGGGCUUUAGAAGUUUCACAACUUAUAGGGGACGGGAUUGUACGUUGUAUUGCUAUUACACAAACAAUUGGACUUUCACGAGGAACUAAGGUUUUAAGAACUUAUAACUGUAUCACUGUUCCUGUAGGACGCGGAAUACUAGGAAGAAUGUUUAAUGUGCUUGGAGAACCUAUUGAUGGAAUGCCAGAACCUGAAGUAUUUGAGAGAAAUCCUAUUCAUGCACUUCCACCUUCACUUAAGGAUCAAUCUCCUACAGUGGAAAUCAUGGAAACAGGAAUCAAGAUUAUUGACUUACUUGUUCCUUAUGCGAAAGGUAGCAAAAUUGGAUUGUUUGGUGGAGCUGGUGUGGGUAAGACAGUUAUUGUUACAGAACUUAUUAAUAACUGUGCUAUGGGGCAUGAUGGGUUGUCAAUUUUUGUGGGUGUAGGAGAAAGAUCAAGAGAGGGUAACGAUUUGUAUUUUGAAAUGAAAGAAUCUGGAGUUUUAAGUAAUACAGUUCUUUUGUUUGGGCAAAUGAACGAGACUCCAGGCGCAAGAAUGAGAGUUGCUUUAUCUGGUCUUACAAUGGCAGAAUAUUUCAGGGAUGUUAACUGUUCAGAUGUGCUUCUAUUUAUUGAUAAUAUCUUCCGUUUUUCACAAGCUGGUUCUGAGGUUUCCUCUCUUCUUGGUCGUACCCCAUCUUCUGUGGGUUAUCAACCAACUUUAGCUUAUGAAAUGGGUAGAUUACAAGAAAGAAUUGCUUCCACUAAGAAUGGAUCAAUUACUUCUAUUCAAGCAGUUUAUGUGCCUGCUGAUGAUAUUACUGAUCCGGCUCCUGCAGCAGUAUUCUCACAUUUGGACGCAAAAGUUGUUUUGGAUAGAAAAAUUGCUUCUCUAGGUAUUUAUCCUGCGGUUUCUCCUCUUCAAUCUUCCUCUAAUCUUUUAAACCCUGAUUAUGUGGGUGUUGAACAUUAUGAAAUAGCAAAUAAAGUUGUGGAAAUUCUUCAGAAGUAUGAGGAAUUACAAGACAUUAUUGCAAUUUUGGGUAUAAAUGAACUUUCCUUAGAGGAUAGAAAUCUUGUUUAUAGGGCUAGAAAAAUUAGGAACUUCUUUUCACAACCAUUCUUUGUGGCUGAGAAAUUUACAAACAUUAAGGGUAGAUAUUUGAAGAUUUCUGAAACUUUGAAAUCGUUCAAACAAAUUAUUGAUGGAGAGGUGGAUGAUUUACCAGAAGAAGCAUUUUUAUAUGUGGGAGAUAUAGAGGAUGCUAGAGCUAAAGCAGAACUGCUAAAACAACAAAGAGAAGCUAAGAUUAAAAAUUAG
Messenger RNA from Rattus rattus (black rat), 1455 nucleotides. RefSeq names its product ATP synthase subunit beta-like. Gene Ontology annotation, biological process: proton motive force-driven ATP synthesis; proton transmembrane transport. The coding region runs from base 1 to 1455 and encodes 484 amino acids. Gene Ontology annotation, molecular function: ATP binding; proton-transporting ATP synthase activity, rotational mechanism; ATP hydrolysis activity. The transcript has a single exon. NCBI's taxonomy places the organism in Eukaryota, Metazoa, Chordata, Mammalia, Rodentia, Muridae. The record is from RefSeq and is a predicted model, not a curated record.